GGCUGCAUCUUUAUUCCAGCAGACCCCUCCUCUCCUCCUCUCCUCUCCUCUCCUGUCCUCUCUCCCCCACCUCCCCCCUCUCUCUGCCUGCCAGCUGAUGCUGAGUGGAGGUGAGGCGGUGUUUCUCUCUCCUGGACGGACGGACGGACGGACACACUGACGGCAGGUUUGGGAUUUUGACAGCGGCAGCUUCUUGGUGCUGACAGCGGGAGGAAACUGCGAAUCUAAAGACACCAAACCAACAGCGACAGAGAGCGCGCAGAGACAGCGAGGCAGUGCGGAGUAACGCAGAGGGGGGAAACACAACAACUUCCUCGGGGCGGUCUGCGGGGAGCUGUGGAGCUGCUGCCACCACAAAGGUGGGUGUAAAACUCCUCCCCCUCGCUCUUGGUCAGAGAUGGAUUUCCCGGAGGACUUCCUGCUGGACGAGCUGGGUCACCUGCAGCUCUACAACGACUCGCUCUUCCAGAACAACUUCAGCUGCUUAGACAACGUGACCGACGCCUUACUGCCAACGGGGGUCAGGGUCACCAUCGUGGUCGUCUACAUGAUUGUCUGCGUCAUCGGCCUGGUGGGAAACUUCCUGGUCAUGUACGUCAUCAUAAGAUACACUAAGAUGAAAACAGCUACCAACAUCUACAUCUUUAACUUGGCUCUGGCUGACUCUCUGUUCCUGGCUACUUUACCUUUCCAGGGCACCGAUGUGUUCCUGGGCUUCUGGCCGUUUGGGAACGCUCUGUGCAAAGCGGUGGUGUCUAUCGACUACUACAACAUGUUCACCAGCACCUUCACCCUGACAGUGAUGAGUAUGGACAGAUAUGUUGCCGUCUGCCACCCUGUCAAAGCGCUGGACAUGAGGACUCCUCACAAGGCCAAGGUGGUGAACAUCUGUGUGUGGGUGUUGGCGUCAGCCUUUGGCGUCCCAGCUAUGGUCCUGGGAAAUGUUGAGGAGGAACAGGAGCAUAACAGCGUUGAAUGCAUCGUGGUUUUACCUGAACCAAGGAGUCACUGGGAUCCUGUCUUCGGCACCUGCGUCUUCCUCUUCUCCUUUCUCAUCCCUGUCGCUAUCAUCAGCAUCUGCUACAGCCUGAUGGUCAAGCGCCUGCGCAGCGUUCGCAUCCUGUCCGGCUCCAAGGAAAAGGACCGCAACCUGCGGCGCAUCACCAGGAUGGUCCUGGUGGUGGUGGCAGCAUUCGUCGUCUGUUGGACCCCUAUCCAGAUCAUGGUCCUGGCUCAGUCGCUGGGCUUCAUCCUGAGCAGCUUGUCCACGCUGGUCCUGAUGCACUUCUGCAUCGCGCUGGGCUACGUCAACAGCAGCUUGAAUCCCGUGCUCUACGCCUUCCUGGAUGAAAACUUCAAGCGCUGCUUCCGCGAGUUCUGCAACCCGUCGCCGUUCCGCCUCGACACCCAGCAGUCGGGCAGGAUGAGGAGCAUCGCUAGGGAGGUGGCUGCUGCUUACAGCUGCAAGGCUGAUGGCGGGGGACCCGGAGGAGGGACACCUAAUCCAGCAUGACUAGGCGUGGAGCUCCCCUUGGUGGGGGUAGACCCCCAACAAAGGGGAGAGAACCAGGGGACAGGGAACUCCAACACAGAAUUGACUCAAAUAACAGCUCUCUAGCGGCACGAGCCCCCCCGCCCCCCAACGAGAAGACUGGCAUGGGGUGGGGGGGAGGGAGAUGAGGAGGAUGGGGUCGAAAGGAAAAGAAUUUAGGAAUAUCGAUGGGGAUGACAAAUGUAGGGUAUAUGGAUAGAGGUCAGUGGGAUUCAUUGUAAGCUUGGGUGGUAAUGAUGGUGAACAUCUGGGUAGGAGAUGGUUCCAGUAUUGGAGUGGCUCAAACCAUUGUGGAUCCUGGUAUUGGAAUGACUCUGGCCCUAACUCCAUUGAGGCGGUGAGAUAUUUUGGAAGGUAUCCGACUUUUAUUGGAAGCACGUAAACACAAAAGAGGUGACAGCAUUAUUUGACAUUUAUUGCAGCUCCGAAAACAACAGCCUCACCAACAGGAACUGCGUCUGCCAACUGAGGCCAGAACCCAGUCGCUGCAUCUCUAGAAAGAUGCCUCUAUACUUGGGUAUGAGAAGGCAGGGGUUGGGACUAGACAGUUGAAGGGAGCAUAUAAACAGCAUGGGAUUAAUAGAAGGAGUGCAGAUACCAAAAUAAAAAAAAGAACACCAGGCACUGCUUUGGUGCCUGUAGAAAGAUUAUAAACAUUGGAAGCAUGGACCGUGGCUAUCUGGCGGUCCACGGACUGAAGACUUGCCAAGGAAGAGUAAAGCUUUCUGGAAGUGUGAAACAGAGAAUAAACACUUUAACCACAGUUUAUUGUAACUUUAUCAGUUGAUGUUUCAGACUAAAUAACUAUAUGUCAUAAGUGGUGGACAAAACACCCUGUGUGUCCCGCACUGAUCCAACGAUGGGGUCUUUGUUGUGAUGGUUUCUCUAAGAAUCGGUUUAUAUGAUGGUAAAAUGCUGCUGAGCCCUUAUAAGGACGCAAAUGGGCACACAAAGUAUAAUGUGAUUUAUCAGCCUGUGGACAGGAAGUUGGAUGUAGUAUCUGCGAACAAUAGCUGGCAUGAGGAGAAGAACAACGUGCAACACGCAACUCUUGAACAAUAUUUCUUAAACUGUGUCUACGGGCCCAGAGCGGGUCACAUGAAUGUUAUUUCUCGUAGGAGCAACAUUUCUCAAUGUGUUCUGAAGCAAAAUAAGCCUGAGAAACCCGUCCUCAAACACGUUUCUUAGAGUUUUUGUGAUUUUUGAAACUUUCUAUGAUCACCUAUGGGGUGUUGGAAAAUUAGAGUUUAGGGCGGGGGUGGGGGGAGGAGCUUGUGAGAUUGUAACCUGUAAGAACAGCAAAAACUCAACAAGAUAAUCAGUGUUUGGGACAAGCCUAGCCUGGGUGUUAACCCCUUUUCUUCUUAAUGUGUUUUAGGACACAAAAUGAAUGACAGUGCCUGAAACGUCAAUUAGUGUCCAGAGACGAUAAAAUUAGCAGCUCGGACUUGAAAGAUUUGUAAAGGCUGUUUCAGAUUGUUGGUCUGUAUGAUGCAAUGAAAGACAUCUGGAAUGCAGAAAUGUGUAGGAUAGUUGAGCAGUUACUAGUGAUGACUUUAAAAUCAAUCCUUGUAUUCUGAAACAUGCAUAACAGGUGGUAUUUACAAAACAUCUGUGAUGGCAAUGUUGGAUCAGACGUCUCUUGUGGACGUUAAGAAUUAUAGAAUAUGUUGUAAGGAAAUACACAUUAACCCGAUGUCACACACUACAUCACAGUUAGACCUUUAGGCCAACUUUUCCACAGUUAGUUGAAGAAAGAAAAAAGACCAAAAAAAAAAACAAAACAUAAAUGUUUGCAGUCUUUAUUGAUGAUGAGUCGGGCUGCCUCAUUCAGAUCUGAUCCUGCUUACUGAUUCUAGUUUUUAUUAUUAAGCCCAUUUCAGACCAAAUAUUGCAGAACGUUGCAGCGGUGUGAACUGGCCGGUGUGAGCUCGACUCAACUCAGCUGAUGGUGUCACCUGCAUCUCUGCUGGUCAAAUUGCUGGCGACUGGUUUUAGAACAUAAAACUCGUCACCUGUUUCAACAGCCAAUCAGCUUGUAGUAAAGUCUGCUGGUCAAGUCAAAAUGACCACAGACGGUGUGUCCGCGUGCUGCAGCAGGUGUUUCAGUCCUCACAGUGUGCUGCUCGCUGAUUACUCACUCACUGAAUAAUUGGCGCUGCUUACUUAUAUUAUUGGGGCGUAUUGACUAUAAGUACAGUCCAUAUGAUGCUCGUUAGUUUUGCACCAUUUCAUCACCACUAUGAAUGCAUCUGUAGCCUUUAUCUCACUAUCACUAUCCUCAUUCAUGUUUUAAGAAGCUACAAAAUAUAUUCAGCCAAGCUGCAAAUCAGAACAGAAGCACAAAGAGUUGUUGCAUAGAGAUGAUACACAGUUGCAUUGGUGUGAACUGGGAGGAUUUUAGAACGUUGCAGAACGGCACAUUGCAAGUAGCUGCCUGUUUCAACUCGUCUCAUCAUCUUUGGUCUGAAUUGGGUUUUAUUGUUUGAGUAAAAAAAAAAAAAGAAGUGUUUAAAGAGCAGAUGUUUGUUUCCAUAAAAAUACUAAUUAUUUUCUGGCUGAAAUAUAACCAGAAGACAAAUAUUAUCACAUGACCUCAAUGUCCAGAUCUGAUUCGGCUGAAAUAAUUUAGCCCUGGACAGGUUGAAUAUAAUAUAAUUAAUUUGGAGGACAGUACCAUCCGAGACAUCCUGUUUAAAUACUUUCAGCAUGCCUGCAGCUUGUGUUUGAAUUCCCUGUGACACCUCCCAUGAUAAUGAAUCAUUUUGGAUAAAAGCAAAUUGAACAUGACAGAGGCAGCAUAAUCACAGAUGUUUUGAAAAUGGCACAUCUGGGAGUGCUGUGUUUUCCAGGCUGGUUCAGGAAUCAGAGGUGAUGGGUUCAGGGUCGGGGUGGGUUUGGGGUUUGGGAGUGUUGGUGUUGAACUCUGGGUUUGACAUAUUUUGAGGCUGGGACAUUUCCACUGGGCGGGGUCGGGUAGGGGUGUAACGAGUGAGUUAUUUCGACUCCCAGCACCACAGUGGCAAAGCAGGAGGUCGGGGUCACAGUGCUCUGACCCCACUCCAAGGGACAAAGGGGCUCUCUCUCUUCUUAGUGUCUUAAAGUGGAAAUCAACGCUGAAACAGAAACCAUGUCAGGUAUUGUCAUGUCCCUGGACAGUUUGGGAAAUUAUACUGACACCAUUAUAACCGAUACAGUCCUCCAACUUCUGGACAUCCCCUGGGACACUUAUUUGGCACUCUGACAAGAAUGACAGACACGUAUAUAUGUUCGUCAUUGAAAAUAUGUCUUUUUUAAAUUUGAACUUUAAAUUUUCUCUAUCAUAACUCAAUCUAAACAUUUAAAAAUUAGUUUUUGUCAUCCGUCCUGGAAUAAAAUCAGGUUCUCGUGAACAAUCAGUGGAGCCUCUGUCCAGACACUUUCUUUCUCCACUUUGGGUCUGCUGUAUCUAAAAGAGAGACCAAUUAUAUAACAUUUUUGGAACCUUUGUGAAGCUUGAGGUUUCAUUUUUGAAGGUACACACUUUUAUUCCCACUGCUCUGAUAGUUUUGUGUCAAAGGUUAAACUGUCCGGGCUUUAUGAUUAACGUGGAUUCUGUUUUAGGGUUGGUGUCCCCUUUAAUUUUACAUUUGUGUCUCUUCAUAUAGUUUGUUAACUUUUUUGAUUGGUUUAGAUGUCUGUAUUUUAAAUCCAAAAGAUAAAAUGUGUCUCUCUUUUCACUUCUUUUUCAUUCCUCCAUGACAGCAGGUGAAGUCCAUGUGCUGUCAUGAAGGGUUGUGCAUUGUUGCUGCUGGUGGUUUUGCUUUAAGUUCAAACCAGUUAGUUUGCUGCAGUUACUCUUUGCAGCACAUGUGAAUCUUUUUAUUUUAGUGAUUCUGUCUUUUUUUGUUUGAGAGGAACAAUUCUAUGAACUUACAUUGCCUUAAAUAUCAAGUGAAGUCUGUUAACUGAAGCUCGCUCUCUGGCUGGAUAAAAUGUGUUCUAGUUUUUAACUGGUGCUUCGCUGUUAGUUUAUACUCGUUCAGACCUGUAUUCAUAAAGCCUCUGAGGACAGGAGCCAUCGGGCCGGAGAACAGUUCAGCUUUGAGUUUUACCCGGUUGGCUGUCUCUAGUCUUAAAUUAAGGGUUUAAUAGCUACCUAUUGCUGAAACACCGGAGCUAAAUCUAGUGUCAUUACCUCUGUUGGCAAGUUUUUCUCUCUGCUUCUUUCUUAAACUUUCAAACAAUUAAAGUGAGAGCUGUCACCUUGACUUACAUUCGUGGCAUGCUAAAGUAACGCUCACUUGCUAAAAUGUAAAUGCAGAUGAUGGAUAUGGAAACCAAAAAUGUAUCAGUAAAAAGGGGAUUAUAUCAUAGCCACAGAAAAUGCUCCAUUCUGUCCACUCAUGUUCGUCAAAUUCACCUUACAAUUGCUGAAACUGACAAGAUAGACACUUUGAACAAUCGGAUACUGAUUUCAAUUCAGCCUCUCUUUUUCCUCGUGGUAACAGGUCAUUGAAAACCUAAUAGAACAUCUUACUAUGAGUAAACAUGUUCUGGUGGGCGGGGCUUAGCUGGAGGCAAAACAGUUCUUCACAGACAUUAGCUAAUGCAAUCUAGUGAGUUCUGUUGGCUUGUUUCAGACAAUGGAGGAAGAUGAUGAGUGGUGCGUUCAGAAAUACUCAUUCUGGGUGUCACAGCACACUCUGGCACUAACUGGACCGUUCGUAAAUUCGGAGCGCUGUACCCUACAGUUCGGUUAUCCAGAGCGUCGCACUCUCAGAUUGUCAAAGCGCACUGUGGACACUGUCUGUGGAGACGGAGCAGCAGAGUGCCGAGCGGAGUGAAUGUGUGAUUAACUUAACCAUUGGGUCAUUCACGUAGAAAUAUAACGCUCCAUUUCUUCCCCCAACAGGGCUCUCAUUUUAGUGUAGAGCGUCAGACUGAAUUUACCAACGCACCAUGUCAGGUCACUCACUAUCCGGGACCGCCAGUGUUACUGGAAUAAGUAAACACUGACCAACGGGACCAGACUGGCCGACCCGUAUGCUCUCACUCAGUGGAUGGAUGAUGUCACAGGAAGCCAAUCUUACAAAUGAGGACCACACUGGUUUGUUUUGCUAUGGAAGCUAACGUUAGCUAAUGUGCUAAAAAGUUAGCAUUGCAGAGAAAUCCAAUAUUCCUCUUAAUCCCUCCCCAGUUUCUGAUGAGGUGGACAUGAUAACCCUUAAUACACAUAACCUUAUUCAUCCCUACAACAGGAAAUACUUUUUCCCUAACCUGAUAUGAAGUAUGCGCUGCACAUGUGAGCAUUUUUGAUGAUGGCCUCCGUCCAGUCCUUUGGUCUUAUCACAUUGAUUUAACCAUAGUUGUUUUUGUUGACGGGCAGUGGCGGCUGGUUUUGAGCCAUGACUCCUUCUAUUCUGGCUCCCAAUAACAUUUUAAGACUCCUAUGUAGCCUACAGCCCUGUGGGGGAGAGUCAGGUUUUGCCUCCAGCUAACAAACUGGCAUCAUCAUGACAUCGGACCUAAAACAGUCUAUAACACUCUGCAGUGUCCUCCACGUGGAACAUUUGGGAGCCCUUUGCCUCCAGAGGACCUUAUGAUAUAAAGUGGGAUUUCUGUUGCAUCUUCAGUAACGUGAGCGGAACUUUACACCAUGUGAAUUUAACACAGAGAACAACAGUAAACACUGUGUUUAUAGAAAGCUGUAACUAACACAGGUCGGGCGGCUGAAUGUCAGAUACCACAGCUAUUGUGUUCUACCAUUAAUAACUCACCACUGGAUCUCACAGUAUUGAUCUCAGUUCAUCGUCACUUUCAAAAUGUUCAGUAGUAUCCUUACUUUCCUUUCAGCUCACUGUUGAAGUUUUACAACUCAAAGUGAAGUGAAUUAAGUUGUGAAUCAUCGGCCGUGGGUCGGUGGUGAGUGGGCUACUGCGUGUACAGGAUCUUUAAAUUGUUCAAAGAGAAGUGACCAAGGUUUUUUAAUAUAUAGUCUGUCUUUGUGAGGCUUCUCUCUUUAACACAUCAAAUGUCAUACAUUCUCUGAGCUCUACGUCUUUGCCAUGCCCCUUUCUAACCUCGAUGAUCCAAUCUGUUCUGAGGUAGCUUUAUGAAUACUGGUCGUCUUUUGUACAACCUAGCAGACUUUGUGUAGGAAAAAUGGCCGGAGCAUCAAGGACACUGGCUUCGACAUGAUUCACCUUUAUGGAGACGUGCUAUAACGCAGCUGUGAGGCUCUUUGUGCUUAACCGUCACUGUUAAAACUGAAGACGCAACGAUAUUUUGUAUUACUGUUUGGUGUUUUUUUUGUAGCACAAAUCUACAUGAAGAGGACUCCAAGAGGGCGAAAUCCUUCUGUGAGACAAUGCAGAGUGAGCAUUAUUAUACUGUCUGUUAGCUCUGUAUGAACAUUCUGUUUGAAUAUUACACUUAUGUAAAAGUAUAAAACAUGAUUCUGAUCAUCAUUUAACGUCUGACCUCUUUCUCUCGUUAUUCUUGGUGUAUAAAUAAGAUCUACUUCUCGCCAGCCGUAAUGGUACGUAUUGUUACCUCCGUGCAUCCGAACGCAGGGAGAUUCCUUUCAUUCGUUUACAUUUUACAGACCACAUGAAUGUCAAACAAAAAACUUGUUGAAAAUCCAAAUCUAGGAAGAAAAAAACAUUCAAUGUUGAUGUUGUUGUUAUUACUAUUAUUGCUAUCAAAAGAGAAAAACAGUGUCGCAUUAGUGUUUUUUUGCUGUGCGGGAGACUGUCUGGUAUGUAUCUAUGUAUUACUUGUGGACUGCAUUCUGCUCACUGCCUGAGUUAUGAUAUGAAACAGCUCUUAGGGCUCGAAAAUUAAAGAAAAUGUUGCUGUUGUUGCCCCACUUUUAAACCUCUCCUCGCCUUUUU
This is a messenger RNA of Epinephelus fuscoguttatus (brown-marbled grouper), 8427 nucleotides long. It is a transcript of the gene oprl1, whose product is annotated as opiate receptor-like 1. Bases 398 to 1513 code for a protein of 371 amino acids. Gene Ontology annotation, molecular function: neuropeptide binding; nociceptin receptor activity. The transcript has 6 exons. Lineage: Eukaryota; Metazoa; Chordata; Actinopteri; Perciformes; Serranidae. Gene Ontology annotation, biological process: neuropeptide signaling pathway; sensory perception of pain. Gene Ontology annotation, cellular component: neuron projection; membrane. The record is from RefSeq and is a predicted model, not a curated record.